Acaulospora morrowiae is the source of this 301-nucleotide messenger RNA. NCBI's taxonomy places the organism in Eukaryota, Fungi, Glomeromycota, Glomeromycetes, Diversisporales, Acaulosporaceae. The record is from the annotation of a GenBank genome assembly.
GGGAAGCUAUAGAAGUGCCAAUUUCCUACCAUGGUACGGAGUUUCUCAUGGAACCGAGAGCGAUCAGGAAAGCGUAGAGACCGACUUAUUUGACGAAUUCGAAUACAAGGAAGAAAAAGUAGACGAAAGAGAUAGUUACUAUACUGGCGACGUGCUUUUGGAUGAAGAACUAUAUGAGAACCCUUGGGAAGAAAUGGAAAGAACGAAUCGAAAGUCUAAUAGAGAAAAAUACCGAGCUCGGAGAAGAGAACAAGGGCGACAUACGGGAGCUAUUCAAGAACAAAGAAGACCUUUUUAUUGA